AUGGCUAAUGGGAGCUUAGAAGACCGUCUCUUCCAGCGAGGUAACACCCCAGUUAUUCCUUGGCAGCUAAGGUUCCGAAUUUCUGCAGAAAUUGCCACUGGGCUUUUGUUCCUUCACCAGUCCAAGCCAGAGCCACUUGUACACCGUGACCUAAAACCCGGCAACAUUUUGCUAGACCAUAACUAUGUUAGCAAGAUUGGUGAUGUAGGUCUGGCCAGGCUUGUUCCUCCAUCAGUAGCCAACUCUGUCACUCAGUAUCGAAUGACGUCAACAGCUGGAACAUUCUGUUAUAUUGACCCAGAGUAUCAGCAAACCGGCAUGCUUGGAACAAAAUCUGAUAUCUACUCGCUUGGGGUCAUGCUUCUACAAAUAAUAACUGCCAAACCGCCGAUGGGUUUGGCUCAUCAUGUUGAGCUGGCUAUUGAGCUAGGGACCUUUGCUGAGAUGCUUGACCCUGCUGUUCCUGACUGGCCAAUUGAGGAAGCCUUGAGCUUUGCCAAGUUAUCUUUACAGUGUACUGAAAUGAGGCGAAAAGACAGACCAGAUCUUGCCAAGGUUGUGCUACCUGAGCUUAACAGAUUGAGAGCACUCGCUGAAGAUAGCAUGCAUUACAACAUGCUUGGUGGUUGUGGUGGUGGAGUAUACUUACCAAGACAAGGCUCAAUUUCCAGAAAACAAGAUGUGCUGAGUGACAUGCAUCUACCAAGAUCUGGAUAUGAUUGUUCAAGGAGCCAUUCAAGCACAUUAUCUUAG
Molecule: messenger RNA, 753 nt
Organism: Prunus armeniaca (apricot)
Lineage: Eukaryota; Viridiplantae; Streptophyta; Magnoliopsida; Rosales; Rosaceae
Source: the annotation of a GenBank genome assembly